Messenger RNA from Drosophila bipectinata, 3153 nucleotides. RefSeq names its product E3 ubiquitin-protein ligase ZNF598. Gene Ontology annotation, biological process: protein ubiquitination; rescue of stalled cytosolic ribosome. The record is from RefSeq and is a predicted model, not a curated record. Gene Ontology annotation, molecular function: ubiquitin protein ligase activity; ribosome binding. NCBI's taxonomy places the organism in Eukaryota, Metazoa, Arthropoda, Insecta, Diptera, Drosophilidae.
CUCUGGUCACUUGAGAAACUGAAAGUUCGUUUUCUGGCAACACUGCACUUGAUUCCUCGUGUGGACCACCGAAUUAUACGUUUUAAUAUUUGUAUAUUUAGUAUAAUUUGUUUGCGACGGUAGCUCGCGGCUUACCCUACGAACAAGGUAUCCAGGGCAACAAGGAACACAUCACCCAACAGCCUUCAAACCCAUACACCAGUACGAUUUCACUUUGCCCUUGGCAACAAGUAAUUUCCCCCUCUCCGCUUUUUGCUACGAAAGAUAGCGAUGCAGAGCGCAAAGCCUAGGUCCGCGAACAAGUCGAACCACCGACGGCCGAGAUCCGGAGUGCCUACCGGUGCAGUGGAGCCGGCCGGGGUAAAGCAGGCAGAGACAAGUGCCAGCGAUACCCAGGUGGGAAUCGAUGACAAUGCCUGCGUUGUGUGUUUUAAGAACGUGGACAUUUACUCCAUCGGCGACUGCGAUCAUCCGGUAUGCUACGAGUGCUCCACUCGGAUGCGGGUGUUGUGUGAGCAGAACGAGUGUCCCAUCUGCCGCCAUGUUUUGUCCAAGGUUUUGUUUACGCUGGAGAAGUUGCCUUAUCGCGAACUGGAGGCCAGCAACAAAUCUGAUUACUACAGCAAAAAGUACCGCAUCGGAUUCUGCACUGCUGAGAUUCGGCAGAAGUUCUUUCAACUGCUCGACCAUCCCUGCCCGAAAUGCGACGUGCCGCCGUAUCGAACCUUCCAGGGUCUUCGCAACCACGUGCGCAGCGAGCACGGCCUGCACUACUGCGACCUCUGUGUCGAGACAUUGAAGAUCUUUACCUUCGAACGCAGAUGCUACACGCAGUCAGAGUUGCAGUUGCACAAUACCAAAGGCGAUCCGGACAACCGUUCGCACCGGGGCCAUCCCUUGUGCGAAUACUGCAAGAAGCGCUACGUAGACCGUGAUGAGCUUUUCCGUCAUUUGCGACGCGAGCACUACUUCUGCCAUUUCUGCGAUGCCGACGGCUGCAACGAGUUCUACAAUGAGUAUGCGGAUCUGGCUGACCACUUUCGGCAGGAGCACUUUCUCUGCGAGGAGGGAAAAUGCGCCACUGAGCAGUUCAUUGGCGCCUUCCGCAACGAAAUCGAGUACAAGGCUCACGUGGCCAAUGUGCAUGGCAAGACACUUAACAAACAGCAGGCCAAGCAAACGCGCACACUGCAACUGGAGAUUACACUGGGCCCACGCGGACGCAGCGGGCAGACGGAGCAGGGUAUUGCCAACAUGAGGUCGCGAAACGAUGAGCACAACGACUAUUUAGACGAUUUGCCGUCGUCGAGCACCCAUCGUCAGGUGAGCAUCGAUGCUGGGAACGAGGAGGAAUUCCCCACGUUGCGUGGUGCCUCUACUGCUCCCAGCGUUUCUCUGGUAAGACCACCGCCGCCCUCAAUGCGUAAUCUUAGUGGCACAUCCGGACUUGCUAGGACAAAGGAAAACUUUCCGGCCUUGGGGGGAGGAAAUGCAGGCGGCGUGGCCGGGAACCUGGCCGCAAGAGCCGCCCAGUCUCAACAUCCAGUGGCAGCUGUAUUUAAAAAACCGACUAGUGGGGGAACUGCCUCCACUCGAGCUCAAGCUCCGAGCAAUGGAAUGAUGUUGCAUGUGUCUAACCGACCAGCCGCGCCACCGACUAAAAAAGCCGCUGCCCCCCAACUUGACUUUCCAGCUUUGCCAUCUGGUAAGGGCAGUAAGAAGAAGAAUUUGGAGGAGGACAUGUUACCCAGUGGCUCCUCUGUGCCUAUGACGAAUGUGUCUGCUAAGCAUCGCACCCUAGUCGACGACUAUGUGUCCGUGGCACACCCCAGCACCUUCCAGAAGAUUCAAAUGGUGCAAAAGGAAGAGAAUGAGGCUAAAGCGCGUCAGGAAGCUGCCAAGAAAAGUGCUCCCAAGCUAACGGCAGCCGAGUUUCCUACUCUGGGACCAAGUACCAGUUCCAAUUCCGUUAGAGCCGUCGCCCCUAAGCCUGCCAACGGCGCUGCCGCCUUAAACUGGUCCAAGCCGACGUCCGAAAAGAAGCAACGGGAGCUGGAGAAUCGCAAAGCCAAGGUGGCACCUGCCCCUGUUUUACCCACGUCCACAUCGAAACCCGUACCAAAGGCAACCAACAACAACAACAAUCAGGAGCAACAGGGUAACAAAAAAGAGAAGAAACCGAAAGAUAAGAAGAACAAUCAGGAGAAUCAGCCCAAGGCUGUCAAACAAAAGGAGAAAAACAACAACGAGCAAAAAUCUCCUACUAAUGGGUCCCCAGGCACGCCAUUACGUGCCCCGCCAGGUUUAGAAUCUAGUGGACAACUAAAACCACCGCCCGGAUUCAUGUCCAAAGUGACGGUCAAUUCAGUGGCCAAGCUACCCAACAACCUGACAUUUACCAGCUCAUCAGGCGAAUCUUAUAAAAUUGUACCUAGCCCAUAUAGUUACACCGAUCCUCCUGAUACCGCCCAAAGAAAUCAGAAAUUGGUGGACCAAUUCAGGGAUAUACUCCAAACACCAGAGGCUUUAAACGAAUUUCGAUUACUUUCGUCCAAGUUCAGAGAGGGCUCAUGCACAGGUCGUGCGUAUUACGAACACUGCCAAUGCGCCAUGCUGAGCUCGUUCCAUAGCUUAUUCCCGGAGUUGUUGGCCAUGUUGCCUGAUAUAAGCAAGCAGCAGGAACUUUAUUUAGUGCACAGUCAGCACCUGAACACCCUGUCCCCCACCCAGCGUAAAUCCGUGCCGAGCCUUGAAGUUUGCAAAGUCUGCAAACAGAUCCUCAUGGCUGCCGAUUUGGAUAGCCAUAAGAAGGCUCACGAUCUAAUCAAGAACUUCCCUGUGCUUGGCAGCUCGGCUUCCAAUGUACAACGCCACUGAGGCCCCAUGAUACCGAUGACAACAAAAGCUUUAUCAAUGUAUAUUUUCUAUGUAUAUACCGUCGUUUCAACGAAUCAGUUCUUAAGGAUAUCUGAGAGCGAAACAAAAACUAUAUGCAACCUAUAUAGUGCGUCUAUGAAGCAAUCUAUUUGGUGUGACUUAGUCCAAGCUGUAGCAUAGUGAGCAACCUAUUAAUCUGGGAUGCGUUUUUAAUCUUUAUGAGUGAGCUGUGUGUCGCAAAUACCCAAAACCAGAAUAAAGUUCAAAUCAAACAAG